AUGACCGCCACCAAGACCGCCCUGUUCGCGCCCAUCCGCGUCGGCUCGAUGGAGCUCGAGCACCGCAAUGUCCUCGCGCCCCUCACCCGGUUCCGCGCCGACGACGAGCACGUCCACCACGACGUGGCGGCCGAGUACUACGCCCAGCGUGGCUCGUUCCCGGGCACGAUGCUCAUCACCGAGGCCACCUUCAUCGACCCCAAGGCCGGCACGUACGACAACGCGCCGGGCAUCUACUCUCGCGCGCAGGUCGACGGCUGGCGCAAGGUGGUCGACGCCGUGCACGCCAAGGGCUCCAAGAUCGUCAUGCAGCUGUGGGCUCUCGGGCGCGCGGCCGACCCCAAGGCGCUCAAGCGCGAGACGGGCGAGGAGGUCCAGUCGGCGAGCGACAUCCCGUUCGAGGGCGGCGCCAAGCCUCGACCGCUCACCAAGGACGAGAUCAAGGAGUACGUCGGCUUCUACGCUCGCGCCGCCAAGAUGUUCAUCGAGGAGGCAGGCGGAGACGCUUGCGAGAUCCACAACGCCAACGGCUACCUUCCCGACCAGUUCCUCCAGACCAACUCGAACCAGCGCACCGACGAGUACGGCGGCUCGGUCGAGAACCGCGCUCGCUUCUCGCUCGAGAUCCUCAAGGCCGUCACCGACGCCGUCGGCGCCGAGCGCGUCGGCAUCCGCCUGUCGCCCUACUCGACGUUCCAGGGCAUGAAGAUGCCGCUCAAGGACAUCCACGAGACGUUCUCGUACCUCGUCAAGCAGAUCGCCGAGCGCCACUCGGACCUGGCCUACAUCCACGCCGUCGAGAGCCGCAUCGCCGGCAACGCCGACGUCCCCGAGGACAAAGCCGAGACGCUCGACUUCCUCCAAGACCUGUGGGCUCCUCGGCCGUUCAUCGUCGCUGGCGGCUUCGACCCCGAAUCCGCUCGCGCCGCCGCCGACUCGAGGGAGAACACGCUCGUCGCGUGGGGAAGGCUUUGGAUUUCCUCGCCCGACCUCCCUCGCCGUGUGCGCGACGGCAUCCCCCUCACGCCGUACAACCGCGACACGUUCUACCUCAAGGGCCCGACGCAGACUAAGGGCUACACCGACUACCCGACCGCCGACGAGACGGCGCCGGCCAAGAUCUAGACGCACGAUAGAGCAAUGUAGAGCAUGUUGCAAACAAAGAAUGAUCUAGUCCCUCGUC
This is a messenger RNA of Rhodotorula graminis WP1, 1183 nucleotides long. RefSeq lists its product as uncharacterized. The record is from RefSeq and is a predicted model, not a curated record. The coding region runs from base 1 to 1125 and encodes 374 amino acids. The transcript has 4 exons. Gene Ontology annotation, molecular function: FMN binding; NADPH dehydrogenase activity. Lineage: Eukaryota; Fungi; Basidiomycota; Microbotryomycetes; Sporidiobolales; Sporidiobolaceae.